UUGCACCCAAACGCGCGCCGGUCGAUGUCUCCUCCGCUCCUCCGAAUCGAAUUCUGAGACUAGAACUACAUCAAACAUCAGCGUCAAACUCUGUAGUCCUUACUGUCGGUUCUAUAAGACUUUACCGUUAUUUUGCAUUCCCUCUCUCUCUCUUUUUUUGAAAGUUGGAUUAUGAGCGCAGUCUGUUCGGCAGGAUAUAGUCCGUUUACCAGCGGUUCCUCUGAAGAUGACCCGUGAUAGGAAACAGCGAAAGGAGGUCGAUGCUGCCAAAGGUAGAGUGGUUCCCAGGUAAAGCCCUCCUAUGAGGUGAGGUUGAGUUGACCCCUGACCCCUGGCCAGUCCCCCAGCGCCCCUCACGCAGCGACCCUCCACCAGGCAGCAGGACUAAGGGAUGUCACGGGGCUUCCUCCUGCUCACGCUGCUCACAGUCUCCUCCAGCAUCCAAGUGUCCCCAGCUAAGCCAUUAAAGGCGUUGAUGCAGAGAUGGGUGAUGUACACGGAGGAGUGUAGCCGCAAUAACAGCAGAGAACCGGCACUCACUGGUGUGAUGUGUAACAGGACCUUUGACAUGUAUGCCUGCUGGCCCGAUGGACUCCCCAACACUACCGUCAGUGUGUCCUGUCCCUGGUACCUGCCCUGGCACCACCAAGUCCAGCAUGGAUCGGUGUACAGGGAAUGUGACGCGGACGGACAGUGGGUUCCCCAGAAGAACACUAGCGAGUGUGACGCUAAUGAUCCUGCUCAGCAGCACUAUGGCCAGAUCCUCAAGAAGUUCCGGACCAUGUACACCGUGGGCUACUCUCUGUCUCUGGGGGCUCUGGUGUUAGCGCUCGGAGUCCUGAUCACUUUCAGGAAGCUCCACUGUAUGAGGAACAACAUCCACAUGAACCUGUUUGCCUCCUUCAUCCUGCGUGCUCUGUCCAUCCUGAUAAAGGACGCCAUGUUGGAGGCUCCCAGCGUCAACAUCGGACAGGACCAGGACAUUACACACUACGAGGUGGAGUGGCUCGUCAACAACCAGACGGCGGUGGGGUGUCGUAUCGCCGUGGUGAUGAUGCAGUACAGUAUCAUGGCUAACAGCUAUUGGCUGCUGGUGGAAGGCAUCUACCUCCAUAACCUGCUGGUCAUCACCGUGUUCACUGAGAAAAACUACUUCAACAUCUACCUGUGCAUCGGCUGGGGUGCCCCUCUGAUCUUCCUGGUGCCCUGGGUGAUGGUAAAAUACCUGUAUGAAAAUGAGGAGUGCUGGGAGCAGAAUAUCAACAUGCAGUACUGGUGGAUCAUACGAUCCCCUAUACUGCUGGCAGUUGUGAUAAACUUCCUGAUCUUCAUCCACAUAAUAAAGAUCCUGGUGUCCAAACUGAGGGCUCACCAGAUGAGAUACUCCGACUACAAGUUCCGGUUGGCUAAGUCUACCCUAACCCUGAUCCCUCUACUAGGAAUCCACUUGGUGGUGUUUGUCUUCGUGACGGAUGAGUCCACCAAGGCCACCAUCGCCCUGCGUCUCACCAAACUCUUCAUAGACCUCUUCUUCACCUCUUUCCAGGGUCUGCUGGUGGCUAUCUUAUACUGCUUUGUCAACAAAGAGGUUCAAUCAGAGAUCCUGAAGAAGUGGAAGCGUUGGAAGCUGGGUCGUAACAUCGAGGAGGAGUACCGCCACACCUACAGCCAGCCGCCCCACCUCAACACCAAGAGCAACAGCCUGGUGGGUCACGGGGGUCGCGACCCCUCGCACCCCUCCUCCCUGCUCCUCCACCCCCACCUCCCUGACAUCACCACCUGCUCCCCUGCUCCCCCUGGCCAGGGCCCAGGCUGCUCCCCAGAGGAGAAGCACCUCCUGGUGGUGAGCUGUCAGAAUGGCAUGGGGCGGAGUAGGAAGAACACGGGGUCGUCCAUGCAGCUCCCCUCCCCACCACGUGAGGGCGCCAUCAGCUGUAGUCACAUGCUGAUAGAGGAUAAUAUGGAUGACAUCUGCUUGACAGACAGGGUGUCAGAGUGUUACGAGGCUCCUAGAGGAAAUGCAGAGAGCCACCUCUGAGACUGGAGAGGACGGGGGAGGUUAAUGAUGUAACACCCUGGUAACACUCUGGAGCUGGGGAGUGUGUUUCAGGAGAGGUGUUUGUCUCAAUGGACUAAUGUUAAUGAGAGAGAUGGGCUUGAGAGACCCAGGACCAGUGCGUGUCUCAGUGGCCAUCACCCUGGACCAAUGUUAAUGAGAGAGAUGGGCUUGAGAGACCCAGGACCAGUGUGUGUCUCAAUGUUGGUAUCGUAACCCUGGAACAGUUAGUGGGAGAGAGAGGCAGUACUCGGCCCUCUCCAAUCGACAGCCAAAGGAGAGAAACAUAGGACAAGCUAGAUGGAUCAGUUGACAUCAGUUGACAGUUGACAUCAAUUGACAUCAGUUGACAGAUGACAUCAGUUGACAUCAGUUGACAGUUGACAUCCGUUGAUAGCUGACAGUUUAAACUUGACAGUUGAUGAGUUGACAACCAUACAACAAUCAGAUAACAAUGUCCACCUUUGACCCAGACCAGACCUCCCAUGUUGGACCCCCCUGACCCAGACCAGACAUCCCAUGUUGGACCCCCCUGACCCAGACCAGACCUCCCAUGUUGGACCCCCCUGACCCAGACCAGACCUCCCAUGUUGGACCCCCCUGACCCAGACCAGACCUCCCAUGUUGGACCCCCUGACCCAGACCAGACCUCCCAUGUUGGACCCCCCUGACCCAGACCAGACAUCCCAUGUUGGACCCCCCUGACCCAGACCAGACCUCCCAUGUUGGACCCCCCUGACCCAGACCAGACCUCCCAUGUUGGACCCCCCUGACCCAGACCAGACCGCCCAUGUUGGACCCAUCUGACCCAGACCAGACCUCCCAUGUUGGACCCAUCUGACGUCCUAUGACUGUGGAUGUCCUGCGAGCCACAUGGAUUCAUAUAAGUGUUUUCUCUUCAACAGACUGUCAGACAGACAGCAUGGUACGCAGCAGGACUCACUGCUGCAUGUUCAAAAAGCCAAAACUGAGAAGAAAAAAGAACUUCCAAAGCUACGUGUGUAAAAUAAUACACAGAAACCUCAAGUUGCUAAAUACAGGGUCUUAGCUUUAGCCUCUGGUAUAUGUUGUUGUUGUGUUAAAUAGCUAUGUGUUUUGUGGUACUGGAGACAGUAAAGGAAGAAUAAACUGGACAUUCAAAAAACACAAACAAAAACAGGCCACAUGACUAACAGGACUAACAGAAAAACAGAUGAAACCAUGACAGAACAUGAAUACAUAUUCAUAGCCUUCGUAGGUCUUUAUAAAGCUUUUGAUGAGAUACCGCCUUGACCUUGCUGUCCAUUCUGAUUGGAUGAAGAGAGAGACAGAGAGAGAGAGACAGAGAGAGAGAGGUAGAGAGGCAGAGAGAGAGAGAGAGAGAGAUGGU
Coregonus clupeaformis (lake whitefish) is the source of this 3425-nucleotide messenger RNA. RefSeq names its product glucagon receptor. Lineage: Eukaryota; Metazoa; Chordata; Actinopteri; Salmoniformes; Salmonidae. Bases 392 to 2038 code for a protein of 548 amino acids. The transcript is spliced from 14 exons. Gene Ontology annotation, cellular component: plasma membrane. Gene Ontology annotation, molecular function: gastric inhibitory peptide receptor activity; glucagon receptor activity; peptide hormone binding. The record is from RefSeq and is a predicted model, not a curated record. Gene Ontology annotation, biological process: cell surface receptor signaling pathway; adenylate cyclase-activating G protein-coupled receptor signaling pathway.